Messenger RNA from Archocentrus centrarchus (flier cichlid), 2427 nucleotides. RefSeq names its product cell division cycle 40 homolog (S. cerevisiae) (gene cdc40). The record is from RefSeq and is a predicted model, not a curated record. Gene Ontology annotation, cellular component: catalytic step 2 spliceosome. NCBI's taxonomy places the organism in Eukaryota, Metazoa, Chordata, Actinopteri, Cichliformes, Cichlidae. Gene Ontology annotation, biological process: mRNA splicing, via spliceosome. The transcript is spliced from 15 exons. The coding region runs from base 290 to 2035 and encodes 581 amino acids. Gene Ontology annotation, molecular function: protein binding; mRNA binding.
AAAUGAUUUACAUCAAAAAACGAUUAGCAAAGUAACUAACUGUACCGCGAGCUUUCGAAGCUCACCUAAAUUAAUAAUAUAGCCAAAUGAAGUAUUUCAUUUAUGGAUGUCUUAAAAAUAUAAAUAAAUAUAUUCAAUAAUUAAAUUAUAUUUAAUAAUACUGUCUAAAGUAUGCACGGUGCAAUGCUAUAAAUCUAUAAGUUCUUAGAAGAUUAUUAUCUAUAUUGUUUUAUUCUUUCUACAAGGGAAGUACCGCCCUUCUGGUUCCGCUACAUUCACAACAUCCAAGAUGUCUGCCGCCAUUUCGUCCCUCGUUUCGUACGGGAGCGAUUCCGAUUCAGAAAAUGAGCCUGAAACUAAUACGAGUGCCGAGAAAGUGAACCCAGUGGAUCCGGACGCUACGGCUCACCUUAAACCGUUGCAGUCUGGAUGCACAAUGUCUUUGGCUGUUUUAAAUUCUGCUCCGGAGGUCGCUGUUAAGGAGUCUGUUGAGACUGGCACACAUCUGGACCCUUCUCUGAAAGAAGUCACUUAUAACCCAACAUUUGAAACCAUGUUUGCACCCGAGUUUGGACCAAUGAACCCUUUUAAAACCCAGCAGAUGGCUGCCCCCAGGAACAUGUUAUCUGGCUAUGCAGAACCAGCACAUGUCAAUGAUUUUAUGUUUGAACAGCAAAGGAGGACCUUCUCCUCAUAUGGUUAUGCUUUAGAUCCGUCUGUUAGCACGCACGAAGCAUCCUCUAAUAACUACGUUGGUGCCGUGGAAGAGGCUGAGAAACAUAAAGGGCUGACUGUUUUUGAGAGUGGCCAUAAGAAGUCACAGAGGAGGAAAAAGGUCAAAGGUGGAGAUGCAGGAGAAAUUGACAAUUUUCUUGGACCAUGGGCAAAAUAUGCAGAUGAGAAAGAUGUGGCCAAGCCAACAGAGGAGGAGCAGAAAGAGCUGGAUGAGAUUACAGCCAAGAGGCAGAAGAAGGGAAGAAAUGAGGAAGAUGCUCCUGCAGAAGAGAAAACUAUUCUUCAUGUUAAAGACAUGUAUGAUUACCAGGGCAGGUCGUAUCUCCACGUCCCACAGGAUGUGGGCAUCAAUCUCCGUUCUGCGGAUGUUCCAGACAAAUGUUACUUGCCUAAGAAACAGAUUCAUGUCUGGUCUGGACACACCAAGGGUGUCAGUGCAAUCCGAUUAUUUCCAAGCUCUGGUCAUCUGCUGCUCUCCUGCUCCAUGGACUGCAAGAUCAAGCUGUGGGAGGUGUACGGUGAGAGGAGAUGUCUUCGUACUUUUAUUGGUCACAGCAAAGCUGUGCGAGACAUUUGUUUCAACAACAGUGGGACUCAGUUCCUCAGCGCUGCAUAUGACCGCUACCUUAAACUGUGGGACUCUGAGACAGGCCAGUGUAUCUCCCACUUCUCCAACAGGAAGGUACCAUACUGUGUCAAGUUCAACCCAGACGAGGACAAACAGAACCUUUUUGUGGCCGGCAUGUCAGAUAAGAAGAUUGUCCAGUGGGACAUCAGGACGGGCGAGGUGGUUCAGGAGUACGAUCGUCACCUGGGCGCCGUCAACACCAUCACCUUUGUUGACGAGAAUCGUCGGUUUGUCAGCACAUCAGACGACAAGAGCCUUCGAGUUUGGGAGUGGGACAUCCCUGUGGACUUUAAGUACAUUGCUGAGCCCAGUAUGCACUCCAUGCCAGCUGUGACACUCUCUCCCAAUGGUAAAUGGCUUGCCUGUCAGUCCAUGGAUAACCAGAUUUUGAUCUUUGGAGCCCAAAACCGCUUCAGGCUAAACAAAAAGAAAGUCUUCAAAGGUCACAUGGUAGCUGGCUAUGCAUGCCAAGUGGACUUCUCUCCAGACAUGAGUUAUGUGGUGUCAGGAGAUGCGGAUGGAAAGCUGAACAUUUGGGACUGGAAAACCACCAAGCUUUAUCACAGGAUCAAGGCUCAUGACAAGGUGUGCAUCAGCGCCCUGUGGCAUCCGCAUGAAACCUCCAAGGUCAUCACCUGUGGCUGGGAUGGACAGAUAAAACUCUGGGAUUAGAUCUGUCCUUGAGGAAGGGGUUUCUGGAAAUAAUGGGCAUGACCUAACUGGUUCAAUAAAAAUAAAGGGGCUGAUUGUCCCAUGGACUGGAAUUGUUUUGGCGUUAAAGUCAAAGGACUGGUAUCCAGUCUGAUUGUAGAGGUGUAUUUUUUUGUACCCUGUAAGAGAUCAAAAUACUUACUCUGUAAUAUCUGUACAAACAUGAACUUUUAAGAAAUGUUCCUACUGCUGAAAAAGCAUUAGAGGGGGUACCUUCGUAUUUUUAAAAUGUGUUUUUUGCCAUUCUAUUUUGCAUUGUCCUGGUAGUAUACCUUUGAUAUUUUUGGUUUAAAAAAAUAUAUUCUCUGUUUUCAGUUGUAUGGCCAUCCCUUUGUGGAAAUAAACAUUCUGAA